CACCACUGCCAGCAACUCUGAACAUGUGUUCCGGUUUAUUGCUCCGGGCGGGUGGAUGAUGCGCCAUAGUUGGUUCGUCAGUCUGAGAUCAGCAGCCAUGGACGCAGGACCUGUAAAUAACGUCAUCCUCCUGGCAGACAGUUACAAGGUGGGGCACUACCAGCAGUACCCACCGGGUACCACUCUCCUCUACUGUUACUUCGAGUCCCGCGGAGGAAAGUUUCCAUACACCUGUUUCUUCGGGCUGCAAUACAUCCUUAAGCGAUGGCUGGUGGGACCUGUCGUCACCCGUCAGGCUAUCCAGGAGGCUAAAGAAAUCUACUCCAACGUCUAUAUGAAUGACGAGGACUUCAAUGAGGAUGGCUGGAACUAUAUUCUGGAGCAUCACGGAGGUCGGUUGCCGCUGCGGAUCAAGGCUAUACCGGAGGGGACUAUCAUGCCUACCAGAAACGUUUUAUUUACAGUCGAGAACACCGACCCCGAAGUGCCCUGGAUCACCACCUUCUUCGAGACAGUGCUGGUACAGGCGUGGUAUCCGACGACAGUAGCCACCAACUCCAGGAUCUACAAGCAGGUUAUCCACCACUACCUCGCCCUCACUCAUGAUAACCUCCUCCUCCUCGACUACUCUAUGCAUGACUGCGGGUAUCGGGGUGUCUCGUCUGUUGAAACUGCAGCCAUAGGCGGUGCUGCCAACAUGAUCAACUUCAAGGCUUCAGACACGGUGGCUGGGUCGUGUCUGCUGAGGAAGUACUACCACGUGGAGACGGUCGGGGGCAUCUCUGGCUCCGGCUCCGAGCACUCCACCAUCACCACUUGGGGAAGACAUCGGGAGGCCGACGCUUUCAAACACAUGCUUAACAUCUACAAAGGAAGGGCCAUCGGGUGUGUGAUUGACUCGUAUGACAUGUGGAAGUGCUGUGAGGAAAUCCUCGGCGGUCAGCUGAAGGAACUCGUGAAGGAUCACGCCAAAAGUGGCGGAUACAUAGUUGUGUGCCCCGACAGUGGCGACCCUAAUGUUGUCGUCUUGAAGUGCCUGGAGAUCUUGGGUCAACAGUUUGGGACGGAGACCAACAGCAAAGGCUACAAGAUGCUGCCCGCGUUUCUCAGGGUCUUCCAAGGCGACGGUGUUAGCUACAAGUCAAUUGGCACGAUACUGGAGACAUUGAAGAAUAACGGCUGGUCAGCGGCCAACGUUGGGUUCGGGUCUGGCGCCUCUCUCCUCCAACGGCUUGACCGAGACACCCAGAAGUUUGCAUACAAGUGCAGCCAGGCUGUGGUGGGCGGGGAGGAGGUGGAGGUGUACAAGGAACCCAUCACAGAUACUGGCAAGACCAGUAAGAAGGGCAGACUCACCCUCCAGCGAGACAACGGAACCUUCACCACCAUUCAACAUGGCAAGGGAGACCCAGAAAAGGACUUGCUUGUGGCAGUGUUUGAAAACGGGGAGCUUCUUCUGGACUACACAUUUGAUGAAAUUCGCCAGCGGGCCCAAUUAACACCUGAUGACAUCAGUAUUCUCAAGUUCCUGGCUGACGAAAAGUAACUAUAUUGAUGGACAAAAUAGACCUCAAUUAAAAUUUGGACUCGCCUUGGCGGAAAAAACUUUGAAAAAGGAGCAUUGGUAGGCUUUAAUGUGAGUCACAUUUAGAAAACUGAAAAUGCUCUCCGUGGAUUUCACAGCCCAUUGAUUUGGUUUCCCCAGUUCCCAUUGGCACAGGAAGCUUAUCGAGGCACCCUUACUCAACUGCUGACUUUUUCCAGGAUGCAACCCACAACAGUUGCCUAGCUCCCAGGUACAGUACCUAUUUACUGCCAGGUGAACCGAGACAUCAGGUGAAAGGAAACAUACUCAAACAUCUCCGUGCUGCUGCGAGAGUUGAACCUGGGACCUUUCUGUUGUGAGUCGACGGCGCUGACUACUGCAUAACACAUGAGCCAUUUUCUGGUUUGUCAUACAAUAUUACAGAAUUCUUAGCAAUGAUGCUGUCUUUAAUAUAAAAUAAAGAAGUAGUAAACACCCUCCUACACUAUUCUAUAAUAGCGGCAACAUUAUAUUCAAGAAAGUUUUUCUUAGCAUACUAUAGUUGCUAGUAUGUUUAGGUUAAUGAAAUAGAACAGGCUAGUCAUAGUCAGUACUUGUGACCUAAAUUGUCUUUCAUUUUUUCCUUAAUGGAGGUACAGUAUGCUAUUGUGUAUCAAGAUAUAUUUCUAGACCCUAUAUUUGUAGAAUAUAAUUUAAAUAAAAAUACAGUUCUUGUAAACAACAAGGAUCAUAUAAAUAAUACAAACAUGA
This is a messenger RNA of Procambarus clarkii (red swamp crayfish), 2296 nucleotides long. Its product is annotated as nicotinamide phosphoribosyltransferase. Lineage: Eukaryota; Metazoa; Arthropoda; Malacostraca; Decapoda; Cambaridae. Gene Ontology annotation, biological process: NAD+ biosynthetic process. The record is from RefSeq and is a predicted model, not a curated record. Gene Ontology annotation, molecular function: nicotinamide phosphoribosyltransferase activity.